AGUGGUUUUGAAACAUAAAAUUUGUUUAGAAAGAUUUAAGAAAUUAAAAACAAUGAUAAAAAUAAAUUCAUCUGAAUGGACUGCUAUUUAUCUUGUACAUAAUGAACUAAUUUAUAAAUCCUAUAAUGAUUAUGUUGAAUGUAACCAAACAUAUAAGCUUAAGCCACAAUUGUUUGAUUUCAGUCCAAAGGUCCAGAAAACUACCGAUGUGGAAGUACCUGCCUCUAAAUCAAAGGCAAGGAAAAGAAAGUUGGGCAUAGAAAAUGUCAACCUUUUACCAGAAACCAUCGAAUUGAAACAAUCUUGUGAAUUUCUCGUUACAAAACUAAAAGAACUAACUGAAAACUUCAAAUAUUUUCAACGAAAUAAUGUCGAAAGUUUAUCUCGAAUCUGGGAAGAACCUAUUGUAUUUCCAAAGUUGCAUGGUGCUAAUGCUAGAAAUAAUUUUCAGACAUUUAAUCUAAACAACCAAGAAUAUCUGAUACCGCCUCAUUGUCAAUUCUUCAAUCAUGAUCUUCUUAAACUCGAAGAAAUAUCGGCAAGUUUGACGAAAUUCGAUUUUGUGGUCAUAGAUCCGCCUUGGAAAAAUAAAUAUAUUAAACGUAUUAAAAAAGCCAAACAGGAACUUGGUUACAAAAUGCUCGAUAAUGAUAUUUUAAGCGAUAUCCCUCUCAGUUCAUUUAUUCAUUGUGAUUCAAUCGUUGCCGUUUGGUGUACCAAUAGCAAUCAACACCAACAAAAAUUGCUAAACGAAUUCUUCCCUCGGUGGGACUUGAAAUUGAUACAUAAAAUUAUUUGGUUAAAAUUAAAUACCGCGGGUAGUUUGAUUUGUGAUAUAAACGACGAUAAUAAGAAACAACCAUAUGAAGUUCUAUUCAUAGCAAGCCAUAACGAAUCCAAAAGGGAUGUUAGUGAAAAAAAGAAACUGAAAUAUAUUUUGAGUGUGCCAAGUAUUAUUCACUCCCACAAACCACCAAUCCUUGAAAUAUUUCGUGAUAUUCUUCCACCCAAUCCAAAUUCACUUGAGUUAUUUGCUAGAUACCUGCAACCUGGCUUCACAUCAAUUGGCCUUGAAGUUCUCAAGCUAAUGGAUACACGUUUAUAUGGUCAAAAUAAUAAAGAACGAAUAAGUUUGUAACAACAAUG
Molecule: messenger RNA, 1146 nt
Organism: Eupeodes corollae
Lineage: Eukaryota; Metazoa; Arthropoda; Insecta; Diptera; Syrphidae
Gene: Mettl4
Product: N(6)-adenine-specific methyltransferase METTL4
Exons: 1
Coding region: 53-1138 (361 amino acids)
Cellular component (GO): RNA N6-methyladenosine methyltransferase complex; nucleus
Molecular function (GO): nucleic acid binding; methyltransferase activity
Source: RefSeq, a predicted model, not a curated record